GGGCCGCCUCCUGGGCCCCCGGCCUCGCUGCUGGACACCUGCGCGGUGUGUCAGCAGAGCCUGCAGAGCCGUCGUGAGGCGGAGCCCAAGCUGCUACCCUGCCUGCACUCCUUUUGCCUCCGCUGCCUGCCGGAGCCCGAACGCCAGCUCAGCGUGCCCAUCCCGGGCGGUAGCAACGGCGACAUCCAACAAGUUGGAGUAAUACGAUGCCCAAUAUGCCGCCAAGAAUGCAGACAGAUAGAUCUUGUUGAUAAUUACUUUGUGAAAGAUACAUCUGAAGCACCUAGCAGCUCUGAUGAAAAGUCUGAACAGGUAUGCACAAGCUGUGAAGAUAAUGCUAGUGCAGUUGGUUUUUGUGUAGAAUGUGGAGAAUGGCUUUGUAAGACUUGUAUAGAAGCACAUCAACGAGUAAAAUUCACUAAAGAUCAUUUAAUUAGGAAGAAGGAAGAUGUCUCAGAGGCUGUUGGAGCAUCUGGUCAGCGCCCUGUUUUCUGUCCUGUCCAUAAACAAGAACAAUUGAAACUUUUUUGUGAAACAUGUGAUAGACUGACAUGUAGAGACUGCCAACUACUGGAACACAAGGAGCAUAGGUACCAGUUUUUGGAAGAAGCAUUUCAAAAUCAGAAGGGUGCAAUUGAGAAUUUAUUAGCUAAACUUCUUGAGAAGAAAAAUUAUGUUCAUUUUGCUGCGACUCAGGUGCAGAAUAGGAUAAAAGAAGUAAAUGAAACUAACAAACGAGUAGAACAGGAAAUUAAAGUGGCCAUUUUCACCCUCAUCAAUGAAAUAAAUAAGAAGGGCAAGUCUCUCUUACAACAGCUAGAGAAUGUUACCAAGGAAAGGCAGAUGAAAUUGAUACAGCAGCAGAAUGACAUCACAGGACUUUCACGGCAAGUGAAGCAUGUCAUGAACUUCACCAACUGGGCAAUCGCAAGUGGCAGCAGCACAGCUUUGCUGUACAGCAAGCGACUGAUUACUUUUCAGUUACGCCAUAUUUUAAAAGCCCGCUGUGAUCCUGUUCCAGCUGCUAAUGGAGCCAUUCGUUUCCAUUGUGAUCCUACCUUCUGGGCAAAGAAUGUGGUCAAUCUGGGUAAUCUUGUUAUUGAAAGUAAACCAACUCCUGGUUAUACACCUAAUGUUGUAGUUGGACAAGUUCCUCCAGGCACAAACCACAUAAGUAAAACACCUGGACAGAUUAAUCUGGCUCAGCUCCGCCUUCAACACAUGCAGCAGCAGGUGUAUGCCCAGAAACACCAGCAGUUACAGCAGAUGAGGAUGCAACAGCCACCAGCAGGAACAGCAACUACCACAACACCACCACAACAACAUCCUAGACAAGCAGCUCCUCAAAUGUUGCAGCAACAGCCUCCUCGAUUAAUCAGUGUGCAGACAAUGCAGAGAGGAAACAUGAACUGUGGGGCUUUCCAAGCCCACCAGAUGAGGAUGGCUCAGAAUGCUGCUCGAAUACCAGGAAUACCCCGACAUAGUGGACCUCAGUAUUCUAUGAUGCAGCCUCACCUCCAAAGACAACAUUCUAACCCAGGACAUGCUGGGCCUUUUCCUGUUGUAUCUGUACAUAAUACCACAAUCAACCCAACUAGUCCCACCACAGCCACCAUGGCAAAUGCUAAUCGUGGCCCUACCAGCCCAUCUGUUACAGCAAUAGAGCUUAUUCCCUCUGUAACCAAUCCAGAGAACUUACCAUCCCUUCCAGACAUCCCACCAAUACAGUUGGAAGAUGCUGGUUCAAGUAGUUUAGAUAAUCUCCUAAGUAGAUAUAUCUCAGGCAGUCACCUCCCCCCACAGCCUACAAGUACUAUGAAUCCCUCUCCUGGACCCUCUGCCCUCUCACCAGGAUCAUCAGGCUUAUCCAAUUCACACACACCUGUGAGGCCACCAAGUACCUCCAGCACAGGCAGUCGAGGCAGCUGUGGGUCAUCAGGCAGAACUACAGAGAAGGCCAGUCUUAGCUUCAAAUCUGACCAAGUAAAGGUGAAGCAAGAACCUGGGACUGAGGAAGAAAUAUGCACCUUCUCAGGAACUGUGAAACAAGAGAAAACAGAGGAUGGCAGGAGGAGUGCAUGCAUGUUGAGCAGUCCUGAGAGCAGCUUGACACCACCUCUCUCAACCAACUUGCAUCUGGAGAGUGAGUUGGAUGCGUUAGGAAGUUUGGAAAAUCAUGUGAAAACAGAACCUAUGGAUAUCAGUGAAAGUUGUAAACAGUCAGGCCUCAGCAGUCUCGUCAAUGGAAAAUCUCCAAUGAGAAACCUAAUGCAUCGUUCCUCGAGGACUGGUGAAGGCAACAACAAAGAGGAUGACCCAAAUGAAGAUUGGUGUGCUGUGUGCCAAAAUGGCGGAGACCUUUUAUGCUGUGAAAAGUGCCCAAAGGUCUUUCACCUCACCUGCCACGUUCCAACACUUCUUAGCUUUCCAAGUGGAGAAUGGAUUUGCACAUUUUGCAGAGAUCUUGGGAAACCUGAAGUUGAAUAUGAUUGUGACAAUUUGCAACACAGCAAGAAGGGAAAAACUGCACAGGGUUUAAGCCCCAUGGACCAAAGGAAAUGUGAACGUCUUCUGCUUUACCUCUAUUGUCAUGAACUGAGUAUUGAAUUCCAGGAACCAGUCCCUGUUUCGAUACCAAACUACUAUAAAAUCAUAAAGAAACCAAUGGAUUUAUCCACAGUGAAAAAGAAGCUUCAAAAGAAACAUUCCCAACACUACCAAAUCCCAGAUGACUUUGUGGCAGACGUCCGGUUGAUCUUCAAGAACUGUGAAAGGUUUAAUGAAAUGAUGAAAGUUGUUCAAGUUUAUGCAGAAACACAAGAGAUUAAUUUGAAGGCUGAUUCAGAAGUAGCACAGGCAGGGAAAUCAGUUGCUUUGUACUUUGAAGAUAAACUCACAGAGAUCUACUCAGACAGGACCUUCCCACCUUUGCCAGAAUUUGAGCAAGAAGAGGAUGAUGGUGAGAUAACAGAGGACUCUGAUGAAGACUUUAUCCAGCCACGCCGAAAACGCCUAAAAUCAGAUGAGAGACCCGUGCAUAUAAAGUAGAAUGAUACUAUGGACCUAAUAACAUUGUAAAAACUUAUUUAAGUGUUGCUGGCAUCCUGCCUAUGGUGGCCACCUCCUUGAAGAAGCUGGUAGCUUGCUUUUAGACAGUAUUAGAUUGAAAAUUGUUUGGACAGAAAACACAUUCUUGUCAAAAAAGAGGGGACAGCUUUUUUGCAGACAUAAAAGAAAAACAAUUGAUUUGAAGUUUCCUGUUCUUCCUGAAGAGGACGGGUCUCCGUGUUCUCACACUUAGAAAUGGGCGAAUAUUGGUGAUCGUGUGUGGUUUAGAUUGGUGUAGGAUACUGGCUGUACAGGUAAAUAAUUUGAGUCAUGUUGCUUGAUAAUUUUUCUCUUAGGACUGGACCAGUGCAGUUACUAAAUCAAAUUAUUCCCCAUACUGGGUUCUUGUCUAGUUUUAAAAUGAAAGUAGCAUUGCUCAAAUUUCCCUCUAAUGUGGACUCAACAUUGAAUCAUGACUUUAAAUCAAUCAGUUUUUCUCAUUUGAAUGUCAUUAGGCCUAACUUUCUAUAUUAGUUCAGAAAACUAAUCUGGUUCCUAUAGCUAGGUACAGGGAUUCAACCAUUCGUUGAUUUGUUGGUCAGCCUUACCUGCCUACUGAACUAGUGGGUAGGGGUACAACUGGGGCUGAUAAGG
Molecule: messenger RNA, 3702 nt
Organism: Gracilinanus agilis (Agile Gracile Mouse Opossum)
Lineage: Eukaryota; Metazoa; Chordata; Mammalia; Didelphimorphia; Didelphidae
Gene: TRIM33
Product: tripartite motif containing 33
Exons: 20
Molecular function (GO): zinc ion binding; protein binding
Source: RefSeq, a predicted model, not a curated record